Molecule: messenger RNA, 3694 nt
Organism: Cucurbita pepo subsp. pepo (vegetable marrow)
Lineage: Eukaryota; Viridiplantae; Streptophyta; Magnoliopsida; Cucurbitales; Cucurbitaceae
Gene: WOL
Product: CHASE domain containing histidine kinase protein
Biological process (GO): phosphorylation; phosphorelay signal transduction system
Cellular component (GO): nucleus
Molecular function (GO): phosphorelay sensor kinase activity
Source: RefSeq, a predicted model, not a curated record
AACUGGGAACUGGGAACUGGGAACUUCUUUUGUUUUCUUCUCUUCUUCAAUUAUGCCUCUCUAUGCACUCCUCCUUCCUAUUUUCGUAAUGGGGUCUCCGUGAGAUCGAGGGAAGUCUUGGAGGGAGAAGAAAUUUGGGGGUUUCUUGAGUAAUUGUCAGUUUGUUUACACAAAAAGCGAGCUUAUAAUUGUGUCUUUCUGUGGGACUUUAGUAUGAGGUUGCUGAGAGUGGGGGAGACAAAGGAGGAAGAGGAAUGGUAGAAAAGACAAGUGCUGAGAUGAGUAUGAAGAUGCAGCAGGGCCACCACUCAGUGGCUGUGAGGUAUAAUGAGCAAAUUGGAAGCAAAAAAGGGGUCACCUUCAUUCAAGCCAACAGGGCUUGGCUUCCCAAGUUCUUGUUGCUUUGGGUUCUGUUGGUGGCAUUCAUUAGUAUGCUGAUCUACAAGGGAAUGGAGGCUGACAACAAGGUUAGAAGAAGGGAAGUCUUGGGGAGCAUGUGUGACCAGAGGGCAAGGAUGCUUCAGGAUCAAUUCAGUGUCAGUGUCAACCACGUCCAUGCUUUGGCUAUUCUCAUUUCCACUUUCCACUACUUCAAGAACAUAUCAGCAAUCGAUCAGGAAACUUUUGCUGAGUACACAGCCAGAACUGCUUUCGAGCGGCCUUUGCUCAGUGGUGUGGCAUUUGCGCAAAGAGUGGUGCACUCGGAGCGAGAGAAAUUCGAGAUGCAACAUGGUUGGACUAUAAAAACGAUGGAAAGGGAAGCAUCGCCUAUAAGGGAUGAGUAUGCGCCAGUCAUAUUUUCCCAGGAAACUGUUUCCUACAUUGAAUCUCUUGAUAUGAUGUCUGGAGAGGAGGACCGUGAAAACAUUUUGAGAUCAAGAGAAACAGGUAAAGCUGUUUUAACGAGCCCUUUCAGACUACUGGGUUCUCACCAUCUUGGAGUUGUGCUGACGAUCCCUGUUUAUAAAACCAAGCUUCCGGCAAAUCCAACUAUGGAUGAGCGAACUCGAGCAACAGCAGGUUACCUUGGUGGAGCAUUUGAUGUGGAAUCACUUGUCGAAAAUUUGCUUGGGCAACUUGCUGGAAAUCAGGCUAUUUUGGUGCAUGUAUACGAUAUCACGAACUAUUCUGAUCCCCUAGUAAUGUAUGGUCAUCAAUAUGAAGAUGGAGACAUGUCUCUUUUGCACGAAAGCAAAUUAGAUUUUGGAGAUCCAUUUAGGAAGCAUGAGAUGAUAUGCAGAUAUCAUCAGAAAGCACCAACAUUAUGGACGGCACUUACUACUGCAUUCUUAUUCUUUGUGAUUGGAUUGUUAGUGGGAUAUAUAUUAUACGGUGCAGCAACUCAUAUCGUUAAAGUCGAGGACGAUUUCCAUGAAAUGCAAGAAUUGAAAGUUCUAGCUGAAGCUGCUGAUGUUGCAAAAUCUCAGUUUCUUGCCACCGUCUCUCAUGAAAUCAGGACACCCAUGAAUGGCAUCCUUGGAAUGCUUGCUCUACUUCUAGAUACGGAAUUGAGUUCAACUCAAAGGGAUUACGCUCAAACUGCCAAGGCCUGUGGAAAAGCACUGAUAGCGCUAAUAAAUGAAGUGCUUGACCGGGCGAAAAUUGAAGCAGGGAAGUUGGAGCUUGAGGCGGUUCCUUUUGACCUUAGAUUGAUACUAGAUGAUGUUCUGUCUUUGUUUUCUGAAAAGUCACGGCACAAGGGAGUAGAGUUGGCAGUGUUUGUUUCUGACAGAGUUCCUGAAAUCGUUAUGGGGGAUCCUGGAAGGUUCAGACAAGUAAUCACAAAUCUUGUGGGCAACUCUGUAAAAUUCACAGAACAAGGACAUAUAUUUGUCAAAGUCCAAUUAGCCGAACAAUCAAUGGCUUCUACGAAUAUCAAAUCUGAAACUCAUGUGAACGGAAACUUAGAUGAUGGUGCAUCCUACAAUAAGCAUCAGUUUCAAACCUUAAGUGGAUGUGAGGCCGCUGAUAACCAAAACAGUUGGGAUACUUUCAAGCAUCUCAUUGCAAAUGACGAACGGCCAAACACUUCAAGCAAUUUUACGGUUACGAAUGAAAGUUCUGAUAUUGUUACUGUUAUGAUAUCGGUGGAAGAUACAGGAAUCGGGAUUCCCUUAUGUGCCCAAGGUCGAGUCUUUACGCCCUUCAUGCAAGCAGAUAGCUCAACCUCUAGAAACUAUGGUGGAACUGGUAUUGGCUUAAGCAUCAGUAAGUGUCUGGUAGAACUAAUGGGCGGUCAGAUAACCUUUGUAAGCCGUCCCGAGGUUGGAAGCACCUUCUCAUUCACUGCUGUGUUUGGAAAAUGUGAGAAGAAAGCGACAGUCGACAUUAAAAAGCCUAAUUUGGAGGAACUCCCUUCUGCAUUUAGAGGACUGAAAUCUGUCGUAAUUGAUGGGAAACCAGUUAGAGCUGCUGUGACCAAAUACCAUUUGAAGAGACUUGGCAUCCUGGUGGAAGUUGCCAGUAGUGUCAAGAUGGCUGCAGCUUUAUGGGGAAAAAAUGGCUCUGUUAGAUCAAGUAAUAUCUUUCAGCCGGACGUAAUUUUUCUUGAGAAAGAUAUCUUUUUUUCAAGUGAGGAACGUGGUUCUUCUAAUCUACUUCAUCAACUAGACUGGAAGCAGAAUGGUCAUGCCUUUAAGUUGCCGAAAUUAAUCCUUCUCGCGACCAGCAUAAGCACGGAUGAAUUUGAUAAAGCGAAGGAAGCAGGUUUUUCAGACACCUUGGUCAUGAAACCACUAAGAGCAAGCAUGAUAGGUGCAUGUCUUCAACAGGUGCUUGGCUCGGGAAAGAAACGGCAGCUUGGAAAGGGCACGGCAAAUGGGUCCAACUUUCUUAGAGGUAAGAAAAUAUUGGUCGUUGAUGACAAUAUGGUGAACCGAAGAGUCGCUGCAGGUGCCUUGAAGAAAUUUGGUGCCGAUGUAGAGUGUGCUGAGAGUGGAAAAGCUGCUCUGACAUUGCUUCAACUUCCACACAGUUUUGACGCUUGCUUUAUGGAUAUUCAGAUGCCAGAAAUGGAUGGAUUCGAAGUGACCCGAAGAAUCAGGCUGAUGGAGAGCAAGGCAAAGGAAGCAGUGGUUAGAGAAUCUGGUGGGAAAGAAAAUGCAAGGAAAGAUGAGUGGCAUGUUCCAAUAUUAGCCAUGACCGCGGACGUUAUUCACGCAACGUGCGACAAGUGCCAGGCAAGUGGGAUGGAUGGAUACGUAUCAAAACCAUUCGAGGAAGAGAAUCUGUACCAGGCAGUUUCCAAGUGUUUCGAUUUAAAGGCCAUCACGGAUUCUUGAGUCAUGGAUUUUGAGGUGGAUGAAAGUGUGAAGUCAGUGGAAGGACAUUUGUUCUGGGUUGGUUAGUACAUUUUAGAGCAGAUGCUCACAAGGCUUGAUUUCAAGGAAUCUUGAUCAAUGGAAGGGGCCAUCAUUUUUGACCAAAAUGUUGUACUUCUGGGCAUUUCUACAUUACUGUCAGACCCUGCUGCUGCUGCUGCUGCAUCUUCCUUGUAUGUGCUGUGCUGUGCUGUUGGCACCUUUUAGUUGUGGCUUUUGUGCUGGGGGCUGUAAAGGGUGUACAUUCAUUAUGAUUAUUAUAUGCUUGCCUUGUCAAAAAGAAGGUCUUGUAGCUGAUUUUGUAUAAUUCUGUUGAACAGGAUAUGAUGAGUGAAGAAUUUGAAUGCAUGGAGGAUGCACGAAUGAUCUUGUAA